This is a messenger RNA of Phaeoacremonium minimum UCRPA7, 687 nucleotides long. RefSeq lists its product as hypothetical. NCBI's taxonomy places the organism in Eukaryota, Fungi, Ascomycota, Sordariomycetes, Togniniales, Togniniaceae. The record is from RefSeq and is a predicted model, not a curated record. The transcript has 2 exons. Bases 1 to 687 code for a protein of 228 amino acids.
AUGAGGAUAAGACUUCCCUUUGCCGCCGCAGAGCUGUCGAGAAGCAACCUCGCUGAUAUCGUGUUCUUCCCAGGAGUCUUCUUUCUCCUGCUCCUCCUCGCCGGCUAUGCGGGCCUCACCUCGCUACAGCUCGACCUCUACGUGAACGACAAGGUGCUACAUCUCCUGACGUUCUUCGCACUGACCGUCGUCUUCUACUGGAUCCUCGACACCAACCGCCGGCGCACCCUCAACCUGACUCUAGUCGUCUGCACACUCAUCCUCGGCGUCGGCUCCGAGUUUCUGCAGGGCUUCCUGCCCAACGGCCGCGACUUUGACCUCUUUGACAUCAUCGCCAAUGUCGUCGGCAGUCUCGGCGGCCUGGGCCUGUGCAGCUGGUACCACACCCGCAUGCUGGAGCGCAAGCGUGUCCGCAGGAACUACCAGGCGGUCCCCGGUGAGGAAGGCACCGAGGAUCUAGAGCUCGGCGAGGGCGUCGGACCGCAGGAGUCCGGCAUCACGGAAGCGUCGGGUGCCGCGGAUGGCGGCAGGUCGCUGGAGGAGGAAGUUGACAACUGGGAUGAGAAUGCGAUCGAUGCCUGGGAUGAGGCAGAUGUAGGCGACGAGGUCACAGCGCCUAGUGCCGGCAAGGGCAAAGAGGCCGAGCCGAAUGGUGAUCACGCAGAGCCCAAGAAGCGGACCGAUUAG